This is a messenger RNA of Alternaria metachromatica, 606 nucleotides long. RefSeq lists its product as uncharacterized. The transcript is spliced from 2 exons. Bases 1 to 606 code for a protein of 201 amino acids. NCBI's taxonomy places the organism in Eukaryota, Fungi, Ascomycota, Dothideomycetes, Pleosporales, Pleosporaceae. The record is from RefSeq and is a predicted model, not a curated record.
AUGGGAUUCACACAAUCUGUUCAAGAAGAUGCUCUCAAGGAACUACGUGAUGAGUUGCCCGCAACGCGCCAGAUGCUCGAGCGCCUCUGGGGUUUGCUCGAGCAGCGGAAGGUCAAGAUACCCGACAACGUCAAGGCCGACUAUCAAGCGCUGAAGGCCAAGGACUCGCAUGACUGGCAGCCCCGGCAGAGGGUCAGGACAGUGAAAAGCGUAGUGGCAAAGGGCAAGAGAAUCGAAAACCCCAAAACGAAGACGGAGAGGAAGGCUGAAAGACAGCGGGUCGAUAAAUUGCACAAGCGUCUCGAAGAAGGGAAAGCCAAGCAGACCAAGUUUCUGUUACACACCCCAGACGGCGAAAUGUACGACGCACGGCAGCCUGUCCUUAUUCCAGACGAAGCUGGAGACGAGGACGUUGCCGGCGAGCAGAUGACAGCGGAAGACGCGGCAGCCAUCGAACAUGCCGACUUCAUGAAGAAUGGCAGUUCUUACCGACCCCGGGCGCUUACUCCACCGUCUGGGCUUGUCGCGAAGAACGUCGUUGCGGGAGUCAAGCGCAGGUCAAGCGAUUCGAAUCCCUUUGCGACACUCAAGAUGGGCCAAGGUUGA